AUGGAACCGAUAAUUACAGGAGAUCUGAGGAUUGUUUUGUUGGGAAUGACUGGAGCUGGAAAGAGCGCCACUGGAAACACUAUCCUGGGCAGAGAUGAGUUUAAAGUGGAUUUCAAUCCAGAGUCGGUUACUCAACAAUCUGAGAAAAAAGAGACAAGAAAGGGUAGAAGAAUCAUAUCAAUAAUUGACACGCCAGGACUCCAGGAUUCAAAAAGAAAGGAAAGUGAAGUGCAGGCUGAAAUAAAGAAGUGUAUGGACAUGUCCUCUCCUGGCCCAAAUGUGUUCCUGCUGGUCAUCAGACUGGACGAAAAAUACACAGAGGAAAAGAUGAACACAGUGAAAUGGAUUCAGGAGAACUUUGGAGAAGAAGCUGCUCGCUUCACCAUCGUUCUCUUCACUCACGCAGAUUCACUGGGGAAGAAAUCACUGAAAGAUCAGAUAAAAGACAGUCCAGAUCUACGACAGCUAAUAAUCAGCUGUGGUGGCAGAUAUCAUGCAGUCAACAAUGAGGACAAAAUCAAUCAAGCUCAAGUCAACGAGCUGCUGUUGAAGACGGAUAAAAUGGUGCUUAGAAAUGAAGGGAAGCCAUACACUAAUGCAAUGUUCUGUAAAGCCCAGGCAAGGCGUAACUGGUGGAAAGCAGCAGAAGCAGCAAUAGCUGUAGUGGUAGUAGCAGUGGUAGCUCUGGUAGCUGCAGAAGGAAAUUUGAUCUAA
Messenger RNA from Cyprinus carpio (common carp), 714 nucleotides. Its product is annotated as GTPase IMAP family member 9-like. The record is from RefSeq and is a predicted model, not a curated record. The transcript has 3 exons. Lineage: Eukaryota; Metazoa; Chordata; Actinopteri; Cypriniformes; Cyprinidae. Gene Ontology annotation, molecular function: GTP binding. The coding region runs from base 1 to 714 and encodes 237 amino acids.